Melospiza melodia melodia is the source of this 1593-nucleotide messenger RNA. It is a transcript of the gene FANCE, whose product is annotated as FA complementation group E. Gene Ontology annotation, biological process: interstrand cross-link repair. Gene Ontology annotation, cellular component: Fanconi anaemia nuclear complex. The transcript is spliced from 10 exons. The record is from RefSeq and is a predicted model, not a curated record. The coding region runs from base 1 to 1593 and encodes 530 amino acids. Lineage: Eukaryota; Metazoa; Chordata; Aves; Passeriformes; Passerellidae.
AUGGAGCCGCGGUGCCCGGCCUGGCUGCGGCGCUGUCCCCGGCCGUGCCGCCUCCUGCUGCUCUCGCUGUGCUCCGGCCCCGCGGGGGCCGUGGCCGCGCUGCGGGCGCUGCAGCGGGGCGGGCCCCGGCACGGAGCGGGGCUGCCCUUCCCCUGGCCGGCUCUCACCGCGGCCCUGUGCGCCGAGGAGCCCUCGCUGGAGGGGCCGGAGGACACCCUGGCCGUCAAGCCACGGCUGCUGCUGCUGCCUGUUCUGUGCCAGAGGAACCUCUUCUCCCUGCUGCUGGUGGUGCGGGAUGCAGUGCCACGGGACUGCCUUCACCAGCUGCUCCAGGCCUUGGAGCGGGAUUCCCGUGUGGAUCCCUGGGUGCAGGCACUGGGGAAACUGCUCCAGCAGGGACCAAGUGCACAGGAGAGCUCCCCACAUCCCACUGCCCUGUCUGCUGGGUGCCAGCAGCAGCUCAAGGGCCUGUGCCAGAAAAUUGCCCAGAAGAAACCAGAGAGACAAGGAAAAUUGAGCUGGUGCUUCAGCAAGCAGGCUGGUGCCCCUGACUCUGUGCCUCAAGGUGGGGAGCGUAUGGAAGUGUCAGAGGAGAGCCUGGAGGUGGACAGUGAGAGAGAGGGGAAGAGGUUGCUGGAGGAGGUGGCAUUUCAGCCCCAGGAGUGUGGAGAUGUGGCAGAGGUGGAAGAGGAGGUGCCUGAGGAGCCUUCAGGGGAUGCAUCUGUUCAGGGCACAGAGAAAGCUGCUCAGGACAGCUCCCAGCAGGAUGCAGCUGGGGAGCCCAGGAGGAUUUCCCAGACAGAGCUGGCAGCAGAGGUCCAGUCCUUUGUCCAGGUGCACGGACAGGGGCUGAAGAUGCUGCUGCUGCAGGAGUCCAGUGACAGUGUUUCUCUCCAGCACUCUGAGCUGCACCCCCCUUCCAAGCUGAGCAUCCUGAACACCUGCACCCCCAGCCAGCUCGAGGGGCUGUGCUCCUUCCUGCAGCUCUCCACGUGCCCUGAGCCCUCCCUGGUGCGUUUCUGCAGCUGGCUGCUGCCUCUGAGCCCUGCCCUCAGCCACACCAGCGCGGCCAUCCUGGCCCAGCAGCUCUUCCUCAGGCGGGUGCUGGCCCUCACCCAGCCGCCCUCCCGACACCUCAUGGCUGCCCUGACGUCGUUCUGCUCCAAGUAUUCCCAUGCCCUGUGCCGAGUGCUGGUGGCUGCAGUGCUGCAGGGGCCAGGGGAAGGCGCUGAGCAGACCAAGCUGCUGUGUGAGCUGGUGGAGGAGUGCCUGGAGGCCCACUCUGUGCAGCUGGUGCUGAGCCAAGUCCUGGAGGUGCCUUUGUCAGAGAAGCUCCUGCCAGUCCUGCAGGCCGUGCUGGGGCGGCAGGAGGUGCUGCCCCCUGAGCUCCUGGAUCUGCUGGUCCUGACUCUGUGCCAGCAGGCUCCAGCCUUUGCCACGUCCCUGAACUUCGCCAGGCUGGUGACAGCCGUGCUCACGGCGUACCAGAGCCAGGUGAGCCCAGCUCACAGGAGCAGCCUGGCUGCUGUCCUGGACCGGAGCACUGUAGUGCUGAAGAAAUCCCUGCAGGCUGUGUUGGAAGGGGCCAGGUGA